AAUAAAUGUUCUUUACAUAGUGGCUCUUUCAAGUCCUGCUGCUGCUAUAUAAACUCUUGUUCAGUUUUUUAUAUGACCAUCUCAACAUUUCUCUUAAGUGCUUUCUCUAAAGUGGCAUAUCUUGAUAUAAUAUAACCACUACUCAAACCAUCCUUAUCUCACUCUGAAUCUACAUUCUGUGAAAACAUAUACAUAAAGAAUCUAAAGAUGAAGAUUUUUAAGCAAUUCAUUAACAGGUGGCAAAAGAUGGGUAAUAGUGUCGAACCUGCUGCUGACUGUGACAACUGCUGCCAAUGGGCUUUGUGGCGCUUCAGGCAUCAAGAAGAAGACUGCAUUCCCAGAGAUGUCCCAAAGGGUCACUUGGUUGUUUAUGUUGGUAAAGAGUACAAGAGAUUUGUAAUCAGGAUCAGUUUACUUGAGAACCCGCUCUUCAUGGCACUGCUUGAUCAAGCUCGAGAGGAGUAUGAUUUCACAGCUACAUCUAAGCUCUGGAUACCCUGCAAUGAGGAUGUCUUUCUCAGUGUUGUUCGAUGUGCAAAAUCUCGGAAACAUCAAAAUGUCCUGCUGACUCUGAGGGGUCAGUCAACAGAGCUCUUCACUAAAUUCUAUUCUUGAUUGUAAUCUUAAAUUUAGAUUGCUGAAUUCUUGUAUUGUGUGCCAAUUAUUGAAACUGUAUAUCUUAUCUUACCAUUGUGCUUCAAAGCAAGAAAUAUAUU
Messenger RNA from Daucus carota subsp. sativus, 716 nucleotides. RefSeq names its product indole-3-acetic acid-induced protein ARG7. Gene Ontology annotation, biological process: response to auxin. The coding region runs from base 208 to 615 and encodes 135 amino acids. Lineage: Eukaryota; Viridiplantae; Streptophyta; Magnoliopsida; Apiales; Apiaceae. The transcript has a single exon. The record is from RefSeq and is a predicted model, not a curated record.